CCGUACACGAGAGCGUUUGCGAGCUUGAACUUGGUGCGCGGAUUGAGUGGUUUAUAGAAAUAUAACGAACCAAAGUAAAUAACUACUCCACUCAGUCGAAUCAGGCUUACCUUUUAUGAUGUAAAAGGUAUGAACAACGAUUCAAAUCAACAUCGCAACGACUGUGACAUAAAAAGUGAAAACGCGCCUCCAUGAGACCGUGGUACAAAACCUGGCAACCCGCUCCUCCAGGCACAGAGGCACCGAGGUGGAAAACCUGGCAUCCCACUCCAACAUUCACGAGGUGCCACGCUGUGACUGCAGCACCGUCUCCCCGUGUACUUAUUGAGGGGAGGGGCCUAGGAAAAUCCAUGUUCUGAAGGAGGGAAGACGUCAGCGUGUAACUAUUGAUAAUCUGCCAUUGAGGCACCUUUUCGCACCUUACAUCAUAAGCCAUUGAAGAAGUCUAAAGCCUUCACAGAUAAGGACAGAGUAGGAAGGCUCAACAGCAUGAGCAGGAUGUUUUGUAGAAAUCAUAAGAAUGAGAUCUGUUCUGCAGCAGGAUCCCCACAGUGUUGAACACUGCGUGACUGGUCUCUGUGAGCAGAGGGAGAGAAGGAGGAGGGAAGGUAGGAAAGAUAGAAGGGGGAGGGGCAGUAAUUCAGCGCAGUGCAAGCAGCCUGGAAGAGCCACAGCACAGGCAGCAUCAGCACCACUAGCUGUAGCAUCUUUCUGCGUGGCUGCUUUAUGGGAGCUGUCUUGUGGCUGCCGGAGCGUCUGCAUCCGCCAAGGACUCACACAUAUCUGCACACAGUCACUCGAUUGCGCUUGCAGAGCAGGUCUCAAAGGCACACAUGGCUUGGCUGCCAGCAGGGAAGAGGUAGUAAGUAAGGGGGCGCUGGGGACAGAGGGACACAGGAACGGAGAGCAGGGACAAGUGGUAGUCGUGUGAACGACAGAAGGGCUGGAGCGACGGGGACAAAAGCAGCAGCAACAGUAGCAGCGGCACCAUGGCGCAAGCCGCCAAGCAGCUCCGCAAGACCAAGGACCUCGCCGAGGCCGCCGCCCAGGAGCAAAGGGAGAAGGAGGAGGAAAAGAUAAAAAAGCGAAAUCGAUCCAGGGAUCGCAGACGUAAGGCAGAUGCAGCUACUAGUUUUUUGCGAGCAGCUCGUUCAGGGAAUCUGGAUAAAGCUCUGGAUCACAUUAAGAAUGGAAUCGAUAUCAACAGCGCGAAUCAAAAUGGUCUUAACGGGUUACACUUGGCGUCCAAGGAGGGUCAUGUGAAAAUGGUUCUUGAGUUAUUACAUGCUGGCAUCGAGCUGGAAGCUGUCACCAAGAAAGGCAAUACUGCUCUCCAUAUCGCAGCAUUGGCUGGGCAGGAGAAGGUGGUAGCCGAGCUUGUGAACUAUGGUGCCAAUGUGAACGCCCAGUCCCAUAAAGGCUUCAGUCCUCUCUACAUGGCAGCACAGGAGAAUCACUUAGAGGUGGUCAAGUACCUCCUGGAAAAUGGAGCCAAUCAGAGUCUGCCGACGGAGGACGGCUUUACUCCUCUGGCUGUGGCACUGCAGCAGGGCCAUGAAAAUGUUGUGGCUCUGCUUAUCAACUACGGCACCAAAGGCAAAGUGCGGCUACCUGCGCUCCACAUUGCUGCGCGAAAUGACGAUACACGUACGGCAGCAGUGCUUCUACAGAACGAUCCCAAUCCUGAUGUUCUCAGCAAGACUGGUUUCACACCUCUGCACAUUGCUGCACACUAUGAGAACAUGAGUGUCGCCCAGUUACUUCUCAACAGGGGAGCCAAUGUUAACUUCACCCCUAAGAAUGGCAUCACACCUCUUCAUAUAGCCUCCAGGAGGGGAAAUGUGAUGAUGGUUCGACUCCUGUUGGACAGAGGCGCACAGAUUGAUGCCAAAACUAAGGACGAGCUGACUCCUCUGCACUGUGCAGCCAGGAACGGUCACGUUCGCAUUAUUGAGCUCCUUUUGGAGCACGGUGCUCCUCUCCAGGCCAAAACCAAGAACGGCCUAUCCCCCAUCCACAUGGCAGCUCAAGGCGAUCACAUGGAUUGUGUAAAGCAGCUUCUUCAGUUUAAUGCAGAGAUCGAUGAUAUCACUCUCGACCAUUUAACCCCACUUCAUGUAGCAGCCCACUGUGGUCAUCAUCGCAUGGCCAAAGUCCUACUGGACAAAGGGGCCAAAGCCAAUGCACGAGCUCUGAAUGGAUUCACACCUCUCCAUAUUGCUUGCAAGAAGAACCACAUGCGGUCGAUGGACCUUCUGCUAAAGCAUUCUGCUUCCCUAGAAGCUGUCACAGAGUCUGGGUUGACUCCUCUUCAUGUAGCAGCAUUUAUGGGUCACCUGAACAUUGUAAAGAACCUGCUCCAGAGAGGGGCUUCUCCAAAUGCUUCCAAUGUGAAAGUAGAGACUCCCCUCCAUAUGGCCUCCAGAGCAGGACACUGUGAAGUAGCUCAGUUCUUGUUGCAAAACGCUGCACAAGUGGAUGCCAAGGCAAAGGACGACCAAACUCCUCUCCACUGUGCAGCUCGAAUGGGCCACAAGGAGCUUGUGAAGCUGCUUCUUGAGCACAAGGCGAACACAGACUCUUCUACAACCGCUGGUCAUACACCCUUACACAUCGCAGCACGAGAAGGUCAUGUGCACACUAUAAGAAUCUUGUUGGAUGCUGGAGCCCAGCAAAGCAAAAUGACCAAGAAAGGUUUCACCCCUCUGCAUGUGGCAUCAAAAUAUGGAAAAGUGGAUGUCGCUGAGCUCCUUUUGGAGAGAGGCGCCAACCCGAAUGCUGCAGGCAAGAACGGUCUGGCACCCCUUCAUGUGGCGGUCCAUCACAACAACCUGGAUGUUGUUAGACUGCUGGUCAACAAAGGAGGAUCUGCACACUGCACUGCCCGAAAUGGCUACACUCCCCUGCACAUUGCAGCAAAGCAGAACCAGAUCGAGGUGGCCAGCUGUCUGCUGCAGAAUGGAGCGACACCCAACUCUGAAUCCCUACAAGGUAUCACACCUCUACAUCUUGCCUCUCAGGAGGGACGGCCCGACAUGGUGGCUCUGCUCAUCUCCAAACAGGCCAAUGUCAAUCUUGGUAACAAAAACGGAUUAACGCCUCUGCAUCUUGUGGCUCAGGAGGGUCAUGUGGGUAUCGCAGACACAUUAGUCAAACAAGGCGCGUCUGUAUAUGCUGCUUCAAGGAUGGGCUACACACCCCUCCAUGUUGCCUGUCACUAUGGCAACAUCAAGAUGGUGAAGUUUCUUCUGCAGCAGCAGGCACACGUGAAUAGCAAGACAAGGAUGGGAUACACACCUCUGCACCAGGCAGCGCAGCAGGGUCACACUGAUAUUGUCACGCUGUUGCUCAAACACGGUGCACAGCCCAAUGAGAUUACAUCGAAUGGAACGUCUCCCUUGGGCAUUGCAAAGCGACUAGGUUACAUCUCUGUCAUUGAUGUUCUCAAGCUGGUGACUGAGGAGUCCGUCUCUGCGAUUACGACAGAGAAGCAUCGAAUGAGUUUUCCUGAAACAGUGGAUGAGAUUUUGGAUGUCUCUGAGGAUGAAGGGGUUGCCCAGCUAACCUUAGGUGAUGAAUUGUUGGGGAUGGAUGGAGCGCGUUAUUUGAAGCUUGACGACUUUAAAGACCAGGAUGAUGACUUCCUCUCGCCAAAGAAGACUCUCAGAGACUUUGAAGGUGGAAUGGGUACUACGCCAUAUUCUCCUGCCAUUCCCAGAAUUCCUUGUGUGUCUCCAGAGACAGUGCUGCUUGAUCAGCACACACCUGUCCCCCUGCCAAAGGAAUAUGAUGAAGAUUCUCUGAUCCCCAGUAGUCCAGCUACUGAAACUUCAGACAAUGUCAGCCCAGUGGCCAGUCCUAUUCACACCGGCUUUCUGGUAAGCUUCAUGGUAGACGCUCGAGGGGGCUCUAUGCGAGGCAGCAGACACCAUGGCCUGCGAGUGAUCAUCCCUCCAAGGACCUGUGCUGCACCUACACGCAUCACCUGUCGUCUGGUCAAGCCCCAGAAACUGACCACGCCUCCUCCUCUAGUAGAGGGGGAGGGGCUCGCUAGUCGCAUCAUCUCACUUGGACCUUCAAGUAUGCAGUUUUUGGGACCAGUCAUAGUGGAGAUCCCUCACUUUGCGUCAUUGGGCCGAGGGGACCGGGAGCUGGUCGUCCUCCGCAGCGAAAAUGGUUCUGUCUGGAAGGAGCAUCGGAAUCGCUACGGGGACGAAGUGCUUGAAACUAUUCUGAAUGGGAUGGAUGAAGAUCUGGAAAGCCAAGAUGAAUUAGAGAAGAAGCGAAUCCGGCGCAUCAUAUCCACAGACUUCCCCUUGUACUUUGCUGUGGUGUCACGUAUUCAGCAGGAGAGCGAUCUAAUUGGUCCUGAAGGGGGCCGCCUGACCAGUAAGCUGGUCCCCCAUGUUGAGGCCAUCUUUCCAGAAACAGCUGUAACUAAAAGAGUGAGGCUUGGGCUGCAGGCCCAGCCGAUCCCAGACGAACUGCUGACUCGGCAGCUUGGCAACCAGGCAACUUUUAGCCCAGUGGUCACCAUUGAACCUCGACGUCGCAAAUUUCACCGUCCCAUUGGCCUUCGCAUUCCACUACCCCCGUCCUGGAAGGAGAGCCCACGUGAUGCCGGGGAGGGAGACACGACAAGCUUGCGCCUCCUCUGCAGUGUCAUUGGCGGGACAGCACCUGCCCAGUGGGAGGACAUUACAGGAACCACAAAGCUAAUGUAUGCCAACAGCUGUGCCAACUUUACCACCAACGUUUCUGCAAGAUUCUGGCUGGCGGAUUGCCCCCGAACAGCUGAAGCAGUAACAUUUGCCAACUUAUUGUACAGAGAAUUAAUGUCUGUCCCAUAUAUGGCCAAGUUUGUUAUUUUUGCCAAGAUGAAUGAAGCCCGCGAGGGACGAUUACGCUGUUACUGUAUGACUGAUGAUAAAAUGGACAAAACACUGGAGCUGCACGAAAACUUCAGUGAGGUGGCGCGGAGUCGAGAUAUUGAGCUGAUGGAAGGUUUGCCGCUGCACCUUGAAUGUUCUGGGAACCUGGUGCCUAUCAGAAAAGCUACACAGCAGCCUCGUAGCUUCAGCUUCCAGGCCUUCAGAGAUAACAGACUUCCUGUUUCUGUGAAGGUCAGAGAUAGCAACAAAGAGGCCACUGGGUUUUUGUCCUUCCUCCGAAAGUGCACCAAGUAUGAAGAUGCGCAACAUGUGCUGUGCAACCUGAACAUUACAAUGCCACCAUGUGUCAAGGUGGCUGGAAGUGAGGAGCGCAGACGGACUCUCACUCCUCUGGCUCUGAGGGAGCGCUACAGUGCCCUGAAUGAACCUGGCGUUGCCACGGUAAACGCGAUGGAAAGAACGGAGCUGAAGAUCAACCUGAUCUCAGAACAGCUUGGUUUAAGCUGGGCAGAGUUGGCACGGGAGCUGCAGUUUGGUGUUGAUGACAUCAACAAAAUCAGAGUUGAGAAUCCAAAUUCGCUGCUGGAACAAAGCUCGGCCUUGCUGAACCUGUGGGCCGGCAGAGAAGGAAAACGAGCCAAGAUGGAGAGUCUGUAUAUUGCACUGAAGAACAUUGAUCGCGGAGACAUCGUGAGCUCGCUUGAAAGUUCUGCGCCACACGCUGCAUCCAGUUCUCUGGAGGAGGGAGCCUGCAGACUCAGCGACCGUGACUCCACCCUACUCUCACCGAGUGUCAUUAAUGAGGUCACGGACACGAGGCUAUCCCGCCUUGUGCACAAGCCUCAAGUUAUUAGACCCCCGUUUUUCAGAAGGGGUUAUGGUCUGGUGCAGGAAGAGCUUAUCUCCCCGGCCUCCAUGCAGUACAGCUUGCCCUCCCCAUUAGGCGUGGAGCCCUACUGGCAGGAGGUCUCCAGCCUUGAAUGUGCUCCCAUCGCCACUACGGAAGAAGACACAUUACUGGAAAUGUCUGAUGUUCAGGUGUGGCCAGCAGGGGUCAGCCCCUCACUGGUGACCGUGGAGGACUCAUCGCUGGACGGGAGCAGCCGUGCGGACGACUCAGAGGGCGCCACGCUCUCCCUUCCUUGCAGUUUGGGACGGCCGAGCAGCGGCGCCAGUGGGGCAAGUGGCUCCAUCAUGGAGUUGGAAGAAGAGGAGGAGGAGGAGGAUGGAGAAGUUGAGGAAGAGGAGGCGCCACAGGAGCCAGCAAGUUUACUGGCAGAGAGGGACAGGAUAAGGGCGAGUGGCGCCGUUCCCAAGGCCAACCUGAAUGGUCAGCUGGGAGGUCAGAGGUCAGACGGAAGGAGAGCGGAGGCCCUCGUGACGUCAGGAGGAGCAAAAGCAGGGCUAGGUUCAGUCGAAGGGAUUUCUGUUGUUGCAGGCCAGCAGGUGUACACCCAGGGCUGUGAGCUCGCCGGACUCAGUCAGGGAUCAGAACACAACGGAGACAACCGGUUGGUUGGAGGUGGUGCUUUUCAACCCUACUUACCUGACAUGGAUUCGGUUCAUGGCUGGGUGGGCUCCGUGUCGUCCGCACAGGACUGCAGCGUACCCGGCUUGCGUGUGGCCCAGGAGGCUCUGCUGACUCCGAGAGAUCAGAAAGAGGAGUUCACUUCGGAGACGCCGUUUGCUGAUGAGCGCGGCAGUAUGCUCGCAAGAAAGGUAAGGGUGGAAGCAAGAAGGUCAGCUCAGUCAGUGCAGCGCAGCAGUCCACGGCGGGUUAAACAUUGAAACUCACUUAACUACUCAGUCCACUAAGGACAGGAAGGUCACUGCCAAACCAUCAUCCACAAAAACACAACCGGACCGCCGAAGAAAAUAAACGCAAGAGGCAGUGAAAGACUUUGAAACAAAACCACAAAAUGAAAAACAUAAAAAUCAUCCUCAAUGAGUGACAUACACACACAAGAAAAGAGACAGAAAAAAAAGUUCAACUUGUAGUUUUAUAUCAUUUGUAAAGUCUCACUUAAACUAAGGCAUGAUGAUAUUUCUUUUUUACAAAAAGGCAAAACUUUAAAUGUAUAAAUGAUGCAGAAAAAAAAGCGACAAAAAGUGCUUCCUGUGAACCUUAAUCGCAUGAUGACUGCUGGUGCAUGCCCUUUGACCUUUUAAACUGUCAUUAUCUACAAACUGAAGGGGUACAAGGUACAGGGCAGGCCCAUGCUUGGCUCCCACACUGUUUUAAGGAACCACUUUCUCCCAUGUGUCCAGUCCGGCAGCCAAAAAGCGUCCUGUCGCAGCUGAACUGAAAGGACUGAUGCUUCCCCCACUGGACCCCAGUUAUUCUCAAUGUGAUAUAUGCACUCUAUGCUACGUGGACAUGUGUGUCACUGUGUGUAUGUGCGAGUACGCGUGCGCCUACUCUUCUUUACCGCAUGUGUUUCAGCUUCUGGCUUGGCCUGAGCUGUGCCCAGUGAUAGACAGGUGAACCUGCGAGGUCACGGCUGGCUCGCCGCCUGAAUGAGAAUGCCGCCCUGCUUGUGAGCGUCCUGUCUGCGUGUUUUGAUGUCUCUUCCUGUGGAUAACGCUCGCUUCUCACCUAUGUUUCUUUGGAGCCGGCUUGGAUUUGAAGGCAGGUUUCAUCAUGGAUCCGUUCGUCUUUGCCACCACUCUUAAGUUAUUUUGGAGGAGGCUUGUCCAUGAGACAAAGAGAAUGUUUAGGUGGAAAAGGUUUCAUCCGACAUCUUUCUCGACUUGUGUUCCUACCAGUAGCAAGUUGAUAUGCAUUCAUAUUGGACUUCUUUUUGUCAAACUUUGUAUCUGUUUGCAACAACUGUAGCGCCUCAGUGGUUGAGGAUUAAGAGGUGAACGAUAUGGCUGAGCUGAGUGAGGACAGGCAGCACAUCACCGCUGCCUUGCUGGCAUUGACACCCACUAUUUGUGAACUGUGAAUACAUACGAGUGAAAGCACACACACACAAAUGUCAUUACAACUGCUGUGGGUUGUUUUGGAACGUGCCGCAGCAAUAAAGGAGAACAGCAGAAAAGCAACAACAACCGUUUGAGAAAAAGUUUGCCGUCCUUGCCUUUUUUUUUUUUUUUUUGAUGGCUUCUUUUAACCUUGAAUGAGUCAGCGGACGUGCUAGUGCCAGAUCGGAUGAGUCAGCAGUGGCAGUGUGGGACUGCAGCAGAUUGUAAAGUAGCAAGAUUCUAGCCACAAACAGGAAAGAGUUGUUGUUGCUAAAUAUGUCGUCUUUUAUCCUCUGAAAAAUCCUAAUUCUUUUCAAGUAUUAUGCAGAAACCCAAUAGCAUUGCCACCAGUAGGAGGGGCUGCCACAGUAGCACGUCAUCAAAAAUAUGAAUCCCAUAAGUACUGUAAAUGCUACUGUAGCUACUCUGUGUGAGAAAUCAGGUCACGCUUAUCUUUCCCAUGGCCAGUCCAUGCACAUGAACGCCUCAUUGGAUAUAGCACACGUGGAUCACAUAUCACCUUGUAUCAGAUACUUCACUCAGGUUUUUCGUUCUGCUCAGUCCAGCCACAGUCUUGACCUCCGACUGUUGAGUAUGGGAUGCGGAACAUUGGGGCAGCAUCUGAAGGAAAGGUCUUGGUGUGUGACAGACUUUGAUGGACUUCUGCAUCUGAGUAGCCGAACCGUUGUUUUUUAGUUCAAGUGGCACAUUAUGGUUGAUAUCCUGGUGAGAAGGAAUCUGCUGGUGAGUGAGAAAGUGAGGAGAAGCGUUUCUGGAGAGUAGACUGUUCAGGGCAGCGGAGGGGGAGAGUUGAGUGUAGCCUGAAAAUAUUGUUUCUUUUUGCAUGAACUGCACAAGUCCUCUGACAGAACUCUUAUAAAUCGAUUGUGUCAAUCAUGGCAUUAACAUGUCCUACAAUGUUCCAAGGUCCGACCGUGGAACCCGCCACAUGGUGAAAACAAAAUACUAAUGUUGAACUUGAUGAUGACUGUAGCCUGCUAAUAUGAGUGUGGUUGUUUAAGGUUUGCAUUUUUCUGUGACCUGUCAACACUGAGCUGUUUUGUCAAGAUAAUCAAGUCAGACUCCACUCGAUCCUUCUCUAGUUGUUAUUGUUAUUUCUGAAUGUUUAACACUUGCACAAGCUUUUUUUUUCCACAUGAUGGUGCAGUCAGUUCACCCACAGCUGCAAGAAUGUGAGUAUUGAAGGCUUAAAAGCCGCACAGAUGUAGUGUUGUUUUGUUUGAAAUUUGGUUGUGGUACGGCAAGUUGGUCAUUAUAUUCAUGAUGGUUUUGCGUCAGGUGAGUAAAAGAGAGAGUGGGACACAGAUCUGCGUUCACUUGAAUUUGGCUUAAAAAAAAAAAAAAAAUUAAAAAACAGAUGAUUUUACCGGGCAUGUGGCUUGAAAGGUCGUGUUGGCCUUCGGCGAUGUAUCUUGAAGAUUGUUGUAAAAUGUAUUGAGAAGAAUAGAACAGAAAAUCACCUAUACUCCUUUAGUAUGGAUACAUGACAAUGUAAACGCAAUAUCAUGUUAAAAUAAGGAAUGCAACUGCACUCAUGCACAAAAAUAUGUUUUUAUGAAAAUAUGUGUACAAAUAUAUAACAAAAAAAAUCUAUUUAAUUAGAAUGCUAUGCACCCUUAUAGAGUUGUUAUGGAUGUUCUUUCAGCAUUAUCUAGACUAGGCCUGCGCCCACGUCGUGGGAAAUGUCGGGGCUUUGUAGCGAUGACCACUUGGUUUCUUUUCUUUUGUAUCGUCCUGGAGGAAGGAGCAUCAACCGUGAACAUGUAAACAAGCCUUUCAAUCAUUGGUACAUGAAGACAUGUAUAGACCAUCUUACCCUGUACACCAGCUCAAACCAUUUACAAGAUUAAUAAACAAAGAUGUGA
Molecule: messenger RNA, 9745 nt
Organism: Synchiropus splendidus (mandarinfish)
Lineage: Eukaryota; Metazoa; Chordata; Actinopteri; Syngnathiformes; Callionymidae
Gene: ank1b
Product: ankyrin 1, erythrocytic b
Exons: 46
Coding region: 990-6680 (1896 amino acids)
Biological process (GO): signal transduction
Molecular function (GO): protein binding
Source: RefSeq, a predicted model, not a curated record